Molecule: messenger RNA, 1457 nt
Organism: Carya illinoinensis
Lineage: Eukaryota; Viridiplantae; Streptophyta; Magnoliopsida; Fagales; Juglandaceae
Product: UPF0613 protein PB24D3.06c
Exons: 9
Coding region: 99-1145 (348 amino acids)
Source: RefSeq, a predicted model, not a curated record
GCUUUGCUGAACGUAUCACAGAGGUAUCAUGUUGUCAUUAUUUAUGCGAGAACCAAAAGAGUCUUGAGAGCUAUGGUGGGGGAACUACGACCUUUGAUAUGAGUCUCUCUCACUCUUCCGCCACCUCUCUGUCCUCCACAUCUACCUCUUCUUCGUCCUCGACAACGACUUCUUGGCUUUCUGGCAUUGUGCGAGGCCGGCCCGACCGGCCCGGGAGUGUCAAGAUGGGUAGCAACUCCAACGUCGGUGCUGGUGGUGCUGACAGUACCGGUCCGGUUGCUCGGAAAAAUCAGUGGCGUGGUGUUCUCUUUAAGUACGGGCCCAAGCCUAUUCAGGUUGCAUUCAAAACAGGCGAUCAUAAACAACAAGUAAUUUUUAUUGGUGGAUUAACUGACGGUUUUCUGGCGACUGAGUACUUGGAACCUCUUGCAAUUGCAUUGGAGAAUGAGAAAUGGGCACUUGUUCAACCUCUUCUUUCAUCCUCAUAUAGUGGAUAUGGCACCUCCAGCUUGAAACAAGAUGCAAUGGAGCUUGACCAGCUGAUCAGUCAUUUAAUAAACAAAGAAGAUUCGGAAGGUGUGGUACUUCUGGGGCAUAGUACUGGUUGUCAGGAUAUUGUGCAUUAUAUGCGCACAAAUGCUGCAUGCUCGAGAGCAGUCCGUGCAGCCAUAUUGCAGGCUCCUGUUAGUGAUCGGGAAUAUAGAGCAACUCUUCCAGAAACAGCCGCUAUGAUUGACUUGGCUUCUACCAUGAUAAGAGAAGGCCAAGGGUCAGAAUUAAUGCCAAGGGAAGCAGAUCCCACUUCCCCAAUCACUGCUUAUAGGUAUCACUCCCUCUGUGCAUAUAUGGGGGAUGAUGACAUGUUCAGUUCUGAUCUUAGCGAUGACCAGUUGAGAAUGAGACUUAGCCACAUGUCUAACACACCUUGCCAGGUUAUCUAUUCCAUGGCAGACGAGUAUAUGCCAGAGUAUGUUGACAAGAAAGCAUUGCUUGAAAGAUUGUGUAGAGCAAUGGGUGGUGCAGAGAAAGCUGAAAUCGAACAUGGGAAUCACUCCCUCUCUAACAGAAUCGAUGAGGCUGUCCAGGCCAUAAUUAAUUUUUUGAAAAGGGAGGGACCUAAAGGGUGGGAUGAUCCAUGGAGCUAAUCCAGCGCCUAUUGGUAUUUCUUCUGACCUUCGACUUCUUUUCUCUCAGUUGCUCUCAGAUUUUUCAAUUCUUUCAAAUAGAUUUUUCAUUCUAUAUAUUAGACAUGAUUUUAAUUUGCAUUUGCGGCCUUUUGUGAAGAGAGAGAACUUACUGUUGUUGGUUUUAAUUCAUAUAUCACAGCUGGUUUGAUGUUAAGCUUCUCGCUUUCUGCAAUGUUCUUGUAGUUUCUAUAUCCGAUUGUUUACCAUUUGUAAUAUAAAUUUGAAGUAUUUGCCGAGUAAUUGUUAUGAAUGGGCUCUAGAUAAUUGUCA